GCUAACGCCCGUAAGUGUUUACGUGGUCUUUGAUGGAUUUCUAGUGAUGUUUUUGUGUUUUUUGAAAUAAAAUAGAAUCACAAUGGUAGCUCGCCCAAGGUCUCCGCAAGGCGCUCUUAUUCCGCAGUUCUACGCAGGAAAGGAAAUCUUCAUCACAGGAGCAUCAGGCUUUUUGGGAAAGGUGUUGGUAGAACGUCUUCUGUCCACAUGUCCAGAAGUAGCUCAGCUUCAUCUCCUUAUGAGACCAAAGAAGGGUCUGCUACCUGAUAAAAGAUUGCUGCAGCUGAAACAAUCACAGGUUUUCGAUAUUCUUCGCCAGAAGGAUCCCCAACAGUUGAACAAAUUGAGCAUCAUUCCCGGAGACGUUACGCAGCCUAACCUGGGUAUUUCCGAAGAAUAUUUGAAGAAACUUGAUAAGGUUUCAAUAGUAUUCCAUAGUGCAGCUACUGUCAAGUUUGACGAGCUUCUAGGAUGCGCUGUGGAGCAGAAUAUCCGGUCAGUUAUACGAGUCAUGGACAUCUGUGAUAGUCUACCCAAUAUUGAGACUCUGAUCCACGUUUCGACGGCGUACUCAAAUGCUGAGCAUCCUCGUGUAGAGGAGAGGGUGUACAAGUCACCUGAGGAGUUGUCCAAAUUGCUGACCCUCGUAGACGUGCUACCAACCGACUUAUUGCAGAAGAUAACGCCAGAAUAUAUUGCCCCUAAAGCGAACACCUAUAUAUUCACGAAAGCCAUGGCUGAAAGCGUGGUCUUCUCAAGGAGUUCCAAGAAAUACUCCAUUGCAAUCUUCCGACCCACAACAGUUGUUGCUUCGCUCAGUCACCCAUUUCCUGGAUGGGUUGAAAACCUGAACGGUCCACCUGGAGUAAUAGCCACGGCUGGUAAAGGAAUACUCCACGUGUUCAGAAUAGACAAGACUAAGGUGGCUGAUCUUCUGCCAGUGGAUAUUGCUGUAAAUACCUUGAUAGCUGUUGGUUGGGAGACCACGGUUGAUAAGUUAGACACAAUUCGCGUUUACAACUCCAGUACUUGCGAGAAUCCAAUUACGUGGAAUAUGUUUGAGUUGUACAUGAGGAAAUAUCUUCGGGGUGAGAGCCCAUUGGACAAUGCAAUAUGGUAUCCUUCAGGAUUUAGUCUCGAAAACAAAUACACGCAUAUGUUCUUCGAGUUUUUAUUGAAUUCUCUGCCGCUUUAUAUCUUAGAAUUUAUCUUAAGGGGAUUAAGGAUUGACAUAAAGAUAAAUCUUAUUAGAGUAGCGCAAAAAACAAAAGCUAUGAGCAGUUUACUAGCUUACUUCACUAUGAGGGAAUGGUUUUUCUACACAGAGAAUGUGAAGCGUUUAAUGAAUCGGCUUACGCCGGAAGACAGAGCCAUCUACAAUUUGGAUCCUACGACCAUAGAUUGGGAAAACCUUAUGGAGAACUUCUUAUUAGGAACGAGGAGAUAUAUUUUAAAAGAAAAGGACGAGAAUCUUCCAAAGGCCAGAAAGCAUAUGAGAAGGCUGCGCUACGUCCACAAAACUGUAAUGCUCUUCGCAAUACUGUUAUUUAUUCGAUUCUUAUUACAAAACAGAUUCGUUCGUUAUUACGUCUCAAAUGGUCUGAAGUAUUUGAUGUCUUACGUGUUAGCAUGACAUAACCAAUUAAAUUUACGUAAAUAGCACUUAAUAUUUACAAUGAUUACCCUACUGCUUAUAUUCAAUUUAUUCUCUCUUCUUCUCUCCCUCUCUCUGUCUCUCUUCCACGUCCUUAUUUCUAUCUCACUAUGUCUAUUUUAUGUUUAAGAAUGUACCCAUCUGUAUUGUUUCUAAAAAAGUAAAUAUAAAAAUAAAUGAAGUUUAAAAUUCUUGGACAAAAAUAUGACUUGACAAAUUUUUUAGUAAAGGUUACGUCAUAUAAUGUUUGAUUUAUUAGAAACAAAAUACUAUCGGGCGUAACGUGUCCGAAAUAAAUUGUGAUCUAGGCGCUGCGGAGCGGGGUCGCUAACCGCUGUGAUGUCACAACACUCCACUCAAAAUGGUGAGAGUGGGCCUCUAAGCGGCGUGUGAUCUAUGACGUCACACGGUUAUUUCACGCCGUAUGAAUAAUGUGGAAACAAAAAUUAUCGCAACCUAAAAACUACUCGCUUGAUUUUAUUGAAAAAAAAAAAACUAUUAAGCAAAAAAAGAAAUACUAUACAAUAUAUAUUUUUUCUAUUUCAUAUACUAUUUUGCUCUAUCACUCAACUAAAAAUUUUAUGUCAAUAUAUUAGUACUGAUUUUUUACAGGCACUACUGCCGUGUGCCUGAAAAUAGAUUACAAUAUGGUAGGUAGGGAGUGAAAAAUAAUAAUGAGCGACGCUAUUUUUGAUUAUUUUCUCUAUUGACUUGGCUAAUAUUAUAAAACACUGAUAUUAAUAUUUUCAUGUUUAGAGUCAUUAGCUGUUAAUGCAAUAACUAGUUUUAAUUUCAUUUAAUUUUGGGUCGUAUCUAUUACGAUGCUAUGGGUUAUUACGGUUUCUUUUAUGGGAAGAUUAUGACGUCAUUAAUUUUUCAAAUAAUAGUAAUGAAUUUUGGGAUAGCUCAUACACAAUGAUCAUUUCGUUAAAUCCCUCCCAAAAUAUACCGUCUAUGACCCCGCGCGUUGGAACAGGGCGUUCACGUGACGCCAGCCGGCAGUCUGUUUGCAAACCAAAGAGUAUAAUAAUAUAUAGGGAAAAGCGAGCCCUCUCUAUGCAUUAUGAGCUGUCUAUUUGAAAACUAGCGCCAUCUGGAGAUUGGCCCCGAAAAUAACUAUGUAUAAGCUGCAAAUUAUAAAAUUCAUUUUUAAAGUUGUCGUAAUUAAAUAACUAACUCUACUUUUCAAUGUAGGUAUAGCAAUUUUUUACCAUGUUGAAAUUGCGCGUAGAGUUAGUUAUUUAAUUUUGUCACAACAUUGAACAUAAAGGACAGAUUUAGUAGUGUAAAUAUGCAAAAUGGAAGAUGAGAGCUACAUACAUGCGCAAACGCUAGAAGUAGCCGCCAUUUAAUGACCAGUGGGCAGUGACAAAAAUAAAGAGAAGUUGAAAGGUUUCAAAGCGAGUGACAGCUGACAAAGCUUUCAUUUUCGGGCCAACUAACAGAUGGCACUACAGUCUUCUGGAAACGUCACUUUAAGGCGUCUGUCCCACCCCUGUUGCAAACUGUACUUUUGAUAGGUGAGUUUAAGAGUGUACGCCUGAACCUGACGUCACUAUGGUGUCACAAAGAUGGCACUUUAUCCCUAAAUUAACGUGCGGGGUUAUACCUAGUAACAGACUGGCUGUCACCAAACCUACUUUAAGCAUUCGUAUAUUGACAAAGGUCGUCCUGUGUGAUAUUCUAAAAAAAUGUUCAAGAGUAAAAGUUGUGUUAAAUAUUUGUAUUAGCAAUUUGUUACACAAAGCCACACGGGUGUGUGUCCUUGUUAAAUAAGGUUGUGUAUUAUGAUUUAAGGUUAUAUUAUGUACUAUCUCACUCGGCUGGUUUUGAAUUCUUAACACAAACCUACUACCCGGUCAUAUUAUCUGUGGACCUGACGUCGAUGACAUCACAUCGCUUUGUUACGCGGUGUGCAAAACAAGCAUCACUAGGACAUUAUUAUUAAUAAAUAAACAACGAUUUAUUUUUAACGAUUCUAGAUUAUUGAUUGAUGUAAAGGUUGUGAUGCUGAUUAUUAUUAUCAUAAUGAUGAAAAAUCAAUGACAAAUUCUGGGCUAAGUAUAAAAAGUAUUUAUUUUUCUGGGAGUACUAGAAUAGACACAGAACAACAGUAACUUCAGAACUAUUAACAACAAAUGUCAAAACAUAACAAUGAAAAAUUAAAAAAAAACUAUUUAGAGCACGACUAUACGAAAAUAUCACGACAUGUACUUAACGGUAAUGAUAGCUGCUAGCCGUACUGACGCAACAGGAUGAGCGCAAGAUGGUGAAAGGAGAAUGGGGGGAGGGGGCUUCACGUUCCAGAGAGAUCCAGAGAUAAUGUGGUCGUGUAGUAGGUACUUAGCGAUAACAAUUCAACAAUCUAAAUUUAUUUCAGCCUAAACUGUCAGUUCUAGUCUAGUUUUUUGGUACAAGGUAGAUGUUAUAUGCUCAGAUAUCAUUUAAAACAAACUUUCUCUCAAUAAUUGAAUUUAAAAUGAUAUUUAUUAUUUUCGAACGAUAAAUUCCAAGCAAAAUAUCUCGAUAUUUUUAAAAAAAACACUCCCCAGUUUGGCCGCCUGCGAGAAACAUGGAUCGGAUUUUUAUGAAGCGUUUGAUAUGCGACAUCACUUCUUUACCAAACUAACUUACAUUUAUUGACCUUUACUAAUGUACAAUUUUUUUCCAAUUGUUAUUGUUUUCUUAAAAAUGUCUGACAUACUUUACGGAAAUCUAAAUCCUUGUAAAACGUAUUUUGUAUUAACACUUGAAAAUAUUAUUUAAAGCAAUCAAUGUUUUUUAUAAUGACUAGUUUGCUACUAGCGUAUGUUUGAAUAUGUAUCUAUUCAUCAAAAAAAAAUUGUACUUAAUGUAUAUGUAGUAACAAAGGUUACGUGAGGAAAAUGUAAGCUAUAUUAAUAAAAAAAAAUCAUAAUCGUCAUAUA
Leptidea sinapis is the source of this 4581-nucleotide messenger RNA. RefSeq names its product putative fatty acyl-CoA reductase CG5065. The transcript has 13 exons. Gene Ontology annotation, molecular function: alcohol-forming very long-chain fatty acyl-CoA reductase (NADP+) activity. The record is from RefSeq and is a predicted model, not a curated record. Bases 83 to 1633 code for a protein of 516 amino acids. NCBI's taxonomy places the organism in Eukaryota, Metazoa, Arthropoda, Insecta, Lepidoptera, Pieridae. Gene Ontology annotation, biological process: long-chain fatty-acyl-CoA metabolic process. Gene Ontology annotation, cellular component: peroxisome.